Messenger RNA from Myotis myotis, 4214 nucleotides. RefSeq names its product zinc finger protein 615-like. Gene Ontology annotation, biological process: regulation of transcription by RNA polymerase II. NCBI's taxonomy places the organism in Eukaryota, Metazoa, Chordata, Mammalia, Chiroptera, Vespertilionidae. The coding region runs from base 675 to 2885 and encodes 736 amino acids. Gene Ontology annotation, molecular function: RNA polymerase II cis-regulatory region sequence-specific DNA binding; DNA-binding transcription factor activity. The transcript has 7 exons. The record is from RefSeq and is a predicted model, not a curated record.
AGAGGGGGGAGGACGUAGCUGAGGGGAGCCCCGUAGGACCGGGAUGUGAGGUAUUUGAAGGGAAGCAGAGGCGUCUGUCUGUGGUCGGGGUGCCCGCGGGGUCGGUGCCCAGGUGAAGAGUCUGUAGAGGUGACGCCCUUGUCCGGACUGUCAGGCUAUGCGGUGCUGCGGGUCACCCCGCUUGUAAGAAGUGCCGGAGGCAUUGAAGAUGAUCGUGGAGUCAGGUUCAGGUUGGGGAUUUAAUACGCGGGUCAGUGAUGUUGGGCUGGCGCGGGUGUCCACGCCUGGGAGUGUCUGGCCUGCGUUUCCGAUGAAGAAGGAAGUGUGAGCAGAGUCCGCGGUCCCGAGAGGCUGGCGACGGGGAAGUUUGGCACGAGCAGGAUCCCUGGUUGUAACUCCCCAGUGUGGACCUAAAGGGGACCGCAUACGAAACCUAGCAAACUCAGAGGGGCCUGUAUGGAGAGCCUUACAAACUCAGAGGCCCAAACAACACAUUGGAUGAUUCCUCAGGGCACAAUCUCCAACCAGAGCAAGAGACCACAGAGUCCCUCAAUGGUAUUGCUGUCAUGUUAAUUCCUAAGUGUUAUUAUCCUAUUUCCACCUACGCAGAGGCACUUGUCUUCGCUUUGGCUCAAAUAAACUCAUAAAAAUUCUUUACAAGUUUGGACGUAUCUAUGACGGCACCAGGAACAAUUGAAUCAUGUGAAGCAGGAGGAGGCUGCAGGGUUAGUAUCAGCAUUUCCGCGACACCCCUGACUGCAGACGGAUUUCUGUACAGAAACACAGAGCAGACCCCAAAGACACCCAGACAGAGCCUCCCUGUUGCCAGCUCUAUUCAGAGAACAGAAGGAAAUGCUCUAGGCUCAGGUCAUGUACAGGAAGUCACGCCCUUACACAGCAUGGAGUUGUUACCGGAAUCCCUGACAUUUCACGAUGUGGCCGUGGACUUCACCUGGGAGGAGUGGCAGCUCCUGGACCCUGAGCAGAAGGACCUGUACAGGGACGUGAUGUUGGAGACCUACAGCCACCUGGUGUCAGUGGCAGGGUAUCAAGCCAGCAAACCAGACGCGCUCUCCAAGUUGGAACAAGGGGAAGAGCCGUGGACAGUACAGCGUGGACGCCACUGUCGAGUCUCUCCAGAAUUCAAGAAAGUUGCUGAUCCUCUGAAUUGUCACUUGCAAAGUCGAAGCCUUCAGAAGAAUCUAGGACUAUGCUGUGAAUAUAAUAUGUUUGCAAAUAUUUUUCAUCAGAAUGACGGUCAUUUCCUAUUAAAGCAAAAUCAUGGUAUGUUUGACAUUCGUGAAAAACCUUUAAAAUCUAAUUUACAUUUUGAAAACCAAAACAGAAGCUGUCACUUAACUAACUCUGUUGAGUUGAAUGGCAAUGGGACAUGCAUUCUACAUGCUAACAAUGAACAAACUGAAAUGAAAUUUCCUGUUAGUAUGAAAAACAGCAAUAAUGAUUCACCUGUUAAUAAGCAACAGAGAAGUCACAACACAGAGAAACCCCAUGUGUGCACUGAAUGUGGGAACGCCUUCAUGAAAAGGUCUCAGCUCACUGAUCACCAGAGAGUUCAUACUAGGGAGAAACCUUAUGGGUGCAGUCUGUGUGGGAAAGCCUUUGCCAGAAAAUCCAAGCUCACUAAACAUCAGAAAAUUCAUACACGACUGAAACAAUAUGAAUGCACUGAAUGUGACAAAACCUUCCUCAAUAAAUCACAGUUCAAUAUACAUCAGAAAACUCACCUGGGGGAGAAACCAUAUACCUGUAGUGAAUGUGGGAAAGUGUUCAUAAAAAAGUGGCAGCUCAUUUAUCAUCAGCAAACUCAUACAGGGGAGAAACCCCAUGGAUGCAGUCUAUGUGGGAAGUCCUUUUCUACAAAGUCUUAUCUCACUAAACAUCAGAAAACUCAUACAGGAGAGAAACCUUAUAUAUGCAAUGAAUGUGGCAAAGGCUUCAUUGUCAAGUGUCGUCUUAUUGCACAUCGUCGAACUCAUACUGGAGAGAAACCGUUUAUAUGCAAUGAAUGUGGGAAAGGCUUCACCUUGAUGAACAGUCUUACCACACAUCAGCGAACUCAUACAGGAGAGAAACCCUAUACAUGUAAUGAGUGUGGAAAGGGCUUCACCAGGAAGAGUCUUCUCAUCAAACAUCGGCGAACACAUACGGGGGAGAAGCAAUAUGUGUGUAGUGUAUGUGGAAAAGGCUUCACCAUAAAGAGUAAUCUCACUGUUCAUCAGCGAACUCAUACUUUAGAGAAACCAUUUAUUUGCAAUCAAUGUGGGAAAGGCUUCACUGGGAAGAGUUACCUGAUUGUACAUCAGCGAACUCACACAGGAGAGAAACCCUAUGUAUGCAGUGAAUGUGGAAAAGGCUUUCCAGGAAAGAUGCAGCUCAUUUUACAUCAACGGACUCAUACGGGAGAGAGACCUUAUGUAUGCAGUGAAUGUGGAAAAGGUUUCAAAGCGCACAGCCAUCUCAUCAGACAUCUGCAAACACAUACAACAGAGAAACCAUUUGUUUGUAGUGAAUGUGGAAAAGGCUUUACCAUGAAGACUAAUCUCACUGUACAUCAGCUAAGUCACACUUCAGAGAAGCCGUAUAUGUGCAGUGAAUGUGGGAAAGGCUUUGCCGUGAAGAGUCGUCUUAUUGUACAUCAGGGAAUUCACACGGGAGAGAAACCCUACUUGUGCACUGUAUGUGGAAAAGGCUUCCCAGCAAAAAGCAAGCUGAUUGCACAUCAACGGAUUCAUACAGGAGAGAAACCUUAUAUAUGUAGUGAAUGUGGGAAGGGCUUCACCGAGAAGUUUAAUCUAAUCAGACAUCAGCGAAAACAUACAGAAGAGAAACCCUUUGUAGUGUAUGUGGAAAAGGCUUCACCAUGAAGAGAAACCCUGUGAAUGUAAUGAAUGUAGGGAAGCCUUCAUGACAAAUUCAGGACUCAAUGAGGAGAGAAGUCGAAUGGGUGCAGCAAUUAUGGGAAAGAUUUUGCCCACUUGUCAAUCCUUGUUAAACAAGAGAAUUUACAGAUAGUUGCUUUGGGGAAAUCCCUUUUUGAGUUCUAGGCCCUCAAGAAGAUAGUAUGCAAUGAAAAUGACUUAAUGCAAAGAACCUGGUACUGUGUUUACUGAUCAAUUAUGUCAUUAUCUCUUGAUAAAAAAUUACAAAAUAACUCAGAUACAAUCAGCCUUGCUGAAAAUAUUUUAGGACAUUAUAUAUCUAAAGAGUGUUUAUUGAGACAAAUCCCAUGAGUGUAACAUUGGGAAAUCCUUUUGUGGUAAGUAAACCCUAGCAUAUGUAAUCAUCAGAGAUUAUGAAUUAAUAAAUAUUUCUAAUUAUGGGAAAGCAUCUGUCCAAAAGUAAAACUUCAGUAGAUGUCAGUUCACACUAGAAAACAGUUUUGUCUUGCAAUGCAUAUGGCAUCAUUUACAGUAAUUUAUGUUACCUCGUCAUUUGCCAGCAAAUCCUUGCUGAAAUAUCACAUGAACACAUUCAAUUUAGUGGUCUUUAGCAAAAGCUUAGGUAAUGUAAUGAAGGAAAGAAGGCUUGAAUGAAAAAGCAUUGUGUCACAAGUCUUAGCAGAUAGUACACCUCACAGGCAGUUGGGGGCAGUAUACCUUCACCAUAUUUCUAGUUACCUUGCCAUUGAGUUAAGCUUUAAAUAGUGGCAGUUACUCUCUUUAUGGAUCAAAUUUCAAUAUACGCAACAUAAAAGUGUUCUAUGCCUGUUUCAUGAUGUAAUUAACUCUUGCAAUUCUUUCAUUCCAACUUAAAGAUUGGUUAGUAUACAAAAUACCUGAUUAGUACUCCUCAAAAAAAUUGAGGACAUAAAAAAGAAAAAUACCAAGAAAUGGUCACAGAACAGAGAAAAUGUAGGAAACAUGAUGUUUGAAAACUAUUGUAUUUGGGGUUGAAUCUUGGGACAAGAAAAAAAUGGUAGAAGAAAAACUUGUCAAAUCUGAGUAGGAUCUAUAGUUUGGUUGCGUAUUAUACCAAUGUUAAUUUAUCAAUUUCAUAAAUAUACCAUGGUUAUAUAAGAUGUUCAGAUAGCAGGAAUUUGAAUGAAGGUAUAUGUGAACUCUUUGUAGUAGUACCUUUUGACUUUUGUAUAAAUAUAAAAUCUUCCCGAAGUAAAAAGUUUAUUAAAAGUAGAUCUAGCCCUAGCCGGUUUGGCUCAGUGCAUAGAGCGUCAGCCUACGGACUGAAUGAUCCUA